CACCAGCGCGCGCGGACAGGCGGGACAAAGGCUCAGCACUUGUUCAGAGGCUGUUGGGACAGUUUACUUUGUCCAACACACGCAUCUGAAACAAGGACGCUCUCAGGAGGUACACAAGUCUAUUUUAGGACUAAAUUAGGGACAAAUUAUUUCUCUGCCAAGCCUGUAAUCCGAGUCAAGCUUUAGUUGGAAGGAGCGUUUUAGCAGAAAACACGAACGGACACUCCAGCUUUUUUCCCCUUUCAACGGUCCUCAGCUCCUGAAACCUCAGUGAUGUUUGACAAGCAGCACUACGAGAGCCCACCUGUUUACACUCCUCCAUCUAACAACGGCUUUGGUCCUCCAGGCAGCUUCCAUGGCCCUCACAGCGACUACAACGCUUACCCGCCUCCACCGGGAUCUUACUACAUGGAGGACAAACCGCAGCACUUCUACAAAUGGCUAUCACCUCCGGGGAUCAUCAAGGCCAUGAUGGCCGGUGUGAUUGUGCUGUGUGUAGCCAUAUUUGCCUGCGUGGCUUCUACUCUCAUGUGGGAAUUCCAGUACGGCUAUGGGAUGGGCGGAGGCUACUAUGGUUCUGGUUUGGGCUAUGGCAGCGGCUACACUGGGGGUAUCUACGGCUCGGGCUACGGUUAUGGAGGUUAUGGAGGAUACGGAAACUACUAUGGCUCAUACGUUUCUCCUUACUCGGCCAAAACCGCCAUGAUCGCCAUGGCAGCCAUUAACUUCAUUGGAUCGCUCAGCUUCUUCAUCGCCAGCUUCUCCAAAUCCAACAUGGUCCACUCUAGGAAGUUCUUCCUGGCCGUCCUGAUAUGCAGUAUCCUGAUGGCUCUCCUGCAGGGCAUCAUGACCAUCGUGUACAUUGUGGGCGUGAACCCCAUGGCCCAGGGCUCCUCCAGUAUGAUGUACAACCCGAUGCUGAUGAUGUGUCAGAACCUCUACCAGACCACCUACUCUCAGAUGGGAGGAGUGGGAGGCUUCCCCAUGUACAACCAGUACCUGUACCAUUACUGCUUUGUGGACCCACAAGAGGGAGUUGCCAUGGUGUGUGGAUUCCUGGUCGUCGUCGCUUUGGGGGUCGCUGCUUUCUUUGCUCAGAAAACAAGAGGGAAGAUCUGGCGCUACGGAAAACCAAAUAUCUACUGGGAGGAGCCUCUCGUUGGUGGGAAGGCCUCGGAAGGCAGAGAUGUGGAGGAAUGGGUGAACAAUGUGGAGGAAAGCCGUAGUGUUCAGGAUGCCCCGACCCUGCUGGUGUCGGAGAAGGGAGGCGGGCUUCUCAACGCAUCGGCGAAUAGUGUCACCUCCUACCCACCCACCAAGAUGGACAUCAGCUCCUACAACGGGGACGACAAACAAUAUUCAGAGAGAACAACCAGCCGGCCGUCUGAAGCGUUCUCCCACGGUAGGACCAGUUCCAGCCCAUCAGAAGAGGCCGGCGGCGGCCGCAGACCCUCGGCCAACAGGGGCAAGAGGCGCAGGCGUAACCCAGAACUGGAUGAAUCUCAGUAUGAAACCGAAUACACCACAGGAGGAGAGACGGGCAACGAGCUGGACGCAGAAGAAUGGGAAAGAGUUUACCCAGCGAUAACUUCAGACGCUCAGAGACAAGAGUACAAGAGAGAGUUCGAUGCAGACCUGCGGGCGUACAAGCGCCUUUGUGCUGACAUGGACGACAUCAACGAUCAGAUGAACAAACUCAGCCGGCAGCUGGACACCCUGGACGACAGCUCGGCCAAGUACCAGGCUGUUGCAGAAGAAUACAACCAACUGAAAGAUCUGAAGCAGACAUCAGAAUACCAGUCGAAGAAGAGAGAGUGCCGCAGGCUGAGACACAAACUGUUCCACAUCAAGCGCAUGGUGAAGGACUACGAUAAGACCCACUAAAGGAGCCGUGCUGUUCUGCGUCCUGUUCAGCGGGUCACGCUGCUGAGACCCACGUCGGCCAACACACUCCACUAAACAGCAAAGACUGUGACCAGCUGAGACCAAAGUUACAGCAGACACAUGAGAAUACGGCGAACAUUAAAAACAAACACGUGGGGGAACGUGUUAAAAAUGACCAUCUAGAUGUGCUUUCGCUCACAUUGAACCCCCACUUCUGUUGCGUUCUGUCUCCAAAGUGUCCACCUACAGAGGGGACUGGAAGAGGACAUAACACCAGGUUUUUGUUUUAUCUGCUCAGAUCCGAGGUGGAGCAGGAUCAACGGGAAUGUAGUUAUGAAUGAGAAACGUGAAGGAGUUCGCUCGUCAGCAAGUACGCUGAUGUGUUUUGCUUCGUCGCAAAAGUACUUUAGCUUCUUUUUUCUUUUUACAUGAGCAUCAGUAUUUGCAACUACCUUAACCACCAGAGAGCUAGCUGCCUCCUGAUGGGAAAAUGUACUGUUUUGUUUUUGUGUACUCUUAAGACUUUUACACUGGUUGUCAUAGAAAGGAGACCAAACAUGAGAUAAACUGGCCAAUGAGAUGUAUUUUGUUGUACUGUACACGUUCUAAAUGGUCUCAUACAAAGAUCAAACCCCAGCUUGUUCUGUCAGAGCAGUCAUGAUCAUAGUUGGUACUAAUGACUUCUGAUCGGUCUGAAAAAAAUGCUUAGAUUUAAUCAAGCUGUGUUUAAAAUUCUUUGUCAUGAACACAGUAAUUAGAAUUAUGCUCUAAUUUUGUAUUGAUCAGUCACAAGCACAAAUACAUCUAAUGUAAAUUCAACGAAAAAAACGUAGUCCAGCUUAUGAUUUGUUAAGCUUUUGUGUUUUUAAAGAGUUUUAUUGUCAUUUUACAAACCUUUGGUGAGCCAUUUAUUUUUGUAAGAAUUUUAUUUUCUUUGUUGCUAUCAUAAAAAACAUUUUUGUAACUGUACACUUCUUCCAUAAAUUAGGUUGUCUAAAAUUAUUAAUUUAGCACAUAAUAAACUUCUCUAAUUC
This is a messenger RNA of Nothobranchius furzeri (turquoise killifish), 2918 nucleotides long. RefSeq names its product occludin. Gene Ontology annotation, cellular component: bicellular tight junction; membrane; transcription elongation factor complex. The record is from RefSeq and is a predicted model, not a curated record. Gene Ontology annotation, biological process: positive regulation of transcription elongation by RNA polymerase II; snRNA transcription by RNA polymerase II; bicellular tight junction assembly. Gene Ontology annotation, molecular function: cis-regulatory region sequence-specific DNA binding. NCBI's taxonomy places the organism in Eukaryota, Metazoa, Chordata, Actinopteri, Cyprinodontiformes, Nothobranchiidae.